CCUCUGCCAGGCCUCACCCCAGGGCCUUUGCACUUGCUGUGCCCUCAGCCGCCUACUCUUCCUCCAGGUCUCUGCACAGCCCCCUCAUACUUUACUAUCACCCGCUUUCCUCCUUUGCUUUCUUCAUAGAAUAUCUUGAGAUCAUCCCUCUCCUUGGCCUCCCAUUUAUUUGCCCAGGUAACUCGCCGCCUGCCUCCAUGCUAGGAUGCGGGACUCUUCGGGGCUGGGGCCUGCCUUCCCAACUACCACACUCUGCCCAGACCCCAAAACCAGUGUAAGAAGAUGCCCAGGGACACGCCAGGACCCCCAGGGAUGGGGUGGCAAUGCCAGACAUGCCCUGCUCCCAAGCUGGGCAGGAGCCAAAUGCCAGUUUCAGAAAGUCUUUGUGCUUAAAGGGGCUCGAAAAUGGAACCCAACCUCAAAACUGUGCAGAUGGGCAAGGAAGGCCUGAAAGGGCAGUGAUCUGCCUGGUGUCUUCUGGCCAGAAGACUCUCUUCUCCAAAAUGGCCCCAAAGUUGGGCAGAGAAUGGAGGUGUCCCUGUGGAGGGGAGGGCCGGUCCCACUAUUAGCUCAGGCAGAAGAGCAGGACAAGAGAGGGGUGCAGCAGGCCCACACCCAGGGCUCCUCUGCCCGGACAGCCAAGUCCUCCCUCCUGGCCUGGCCCUCACGGUGGGGCCUCUCCAGCAGGACCCCGCCUCCUCGCCGACCUGGCCGCCUGUUUCCCAUCAAGGCCACUCGAGGUGCCUGGAUGUCUUAGGAUCCUGCGACUAGGCCAUUGGCCAUCAGCCACGGGAAGCCUUCCCUCCUGCAGGCACCUUUCCCUGGCACUUUAACAAAACUGCCAGCCACUGGGUGCCCUUGCGGUGGAAGGUCGCAGCUCCGAGCACCUUCCCAGCUCUCCCCCACACUAAGGGAUGGCGCUGAUGAUCCUCCUGCAUUGCUCUGGAAGGAAAAUGCGCCUGGGCGAGGGGCGCGCCUUUGCCCAAAGCCACAGAGCCGGAGACGGGAGCAGCCCCCUUUUCAUUACAGUGGGAGGCUUUGGAAGGGGCCAGGAUCCGGGCUGGCGGCCCUCCUCAGCCCUGCGAUGGAGGGGGCCACAGCUGGGAGCAGGGUCUGCACCAGGAGACAUUUCCUUUCAGAGCUGUAAUUAUGGGGCUGCUCCUUGCAGAGCCUGUGGGCCGGCAGCAUGGCCCCCGGUGACCAGAGCAGGAAAAUGCCAUCUGGCAGGUGGCCUGCACCUUUUGACCACGGUCGCCUCAAUGCCACCUCUUGUUUGCCCACCCCCCUCCCAAAGGUCUCUGAGGGUCUCUGGAGCUCUCUGUGCUGAUUCCAUGGGCUGGCCCUUCCUGGAACUCAGGCCCAGGACCUGCUCGUGUGUGUCAGGUGGGCAGGAAGGGAGUAUGAAGAUGUGCCUUCCAGAAGCUUCCAGCUCCCCUCAGCCAGGGUGGGGUCCAGCGGAGCCAGAGUUCCCUCCCUUCCACAGUCCUGGGCAUGGCCCGCUGGGACUACAGCAAGAGGCCUAGACCCCAAGCCUGUUAAACCUAUGACACGCUCCAGAAGCCAGAACCCCCCAAAUUCGAGGCAUUUCCAGACACCCAAGCCGCAGGACCGAAGCCUCCCGAGCUCCAGGACACCCAGAUAUGUCAGACCCCAAACCUCUAGUUCCCCCAGACCUACGCUCCCAGGCCCCAGGCCUGCCUGCCCCCUCCCCCACAGCCUGAGUGUCUGCUGCUUCCUCAUUUGCUCAUUUCCUCUUAUUCUAAGAGGCCUCAGUGUUGGACACUACCCACUCCUUCCAGGAUGUGGGGUGUGGGAGAUGGCCCACCUGCACCUGGCCCGGUGGGACCCCUCUCCCCUCUUGCCCUGAAAACCUGAGUGUCUUGUGUGUACUUGCUGGCUAAUUUUAAUGUUUUAAUUGAAUGUGCAGACUAUGAUUCGCUUUCCAAUGAAGUGAUGGGAUCCUAAAAUAAAAAAUAUUAAAAUGUA
Myotis brandtii (Brandt's bat) is the source of this 1986-nucleotide messenger RNA. RefSeq lists its product as uncharacterized. Bases 915 to 1523 code for a protein of 202 amino acids. The transcript has 4 exons. The record is from RefSeq and is a predicted model, not a curated record. NCBI's taxonomy places the organism in Eukaryota, Metazoa, Chordata, Mammalia, Chiroptera, Vespertilionidae.